CGACAUCAACUAACACCUGUACAUUUCUACCCGCACAUUCGUCUCUCAACUCUCGACAACUAUAAACGAAAACAUUAUUCAUUGUAGAACAAAAACAAAACGCCCAUUAUGGUUCUCGAGGCGGUUAUGGUUGUCGUUGACAACAGCGAAAGCAGCAGAAAUGGCGACUACCAACCAACCCGAUUCGAUUCGCAAGUGGAUGCCGUCAACAUCACUUUCCAGUCUAUCACACAAGGAAACCCCGAGUCAUCUGUCGGAUUGAUGAGUAUGGGUGGCAAGGGACCCGAGGUGUUGGUGACCCUCACCACUGAGCAGGGCAAGAUCCUCGAGGGCCUGCAUCGAACGAAGAAGAAGAUUGGUGGCUCUUCCCAUCUGAAGACAGGUAUCCAGGUGGCUACCCUUGCCUUGAAGCACCGACAGAACCGAUCCCAACGUCAACGAAUAAUAGUCUUCGUCUGCUCUCCUGUCGAGGAAUCAGAGAAGGAGCUUACCACACUCGCCAAGAAGAUGAAGAAGGCCAACAUCUCAGUUGACUUUGUUUUGUUCGGCGAUCUCGACGACGACAGCACCAAGAAUAAGCUGCAACUGUUCAUCGAUACGGUCAAGACCAACGAAGGCUGUCACUUGGUGGUCAUUCCUCCUAGUAGUAAGCUACUCAGUGACCAACUCGUCUCUUCCCCCAUUCUUUUGGGCGAGAACGCUGGUGGAUCUGGCGGAGCUGGAGGUGCAGGCGGUGGCAACGACGAGUUCGAGUUCGGUUUCGAUCCUGCGAUGGAGCCCGAGCUUGCUCUUGCCCUACGUAUGAGUAUGGAAGAGGAGAAGGCUCGACAGGAAAAGGCCGCUCGCGAAGAGGAGGAGGCAGCCAAGAAGGCCUCUCUGGGUGACGUCAAGGAGGAAGAUGAGGGCCAGGGAUCAAGCAGCAAGGACCAAGAUAAGGACAAGAAGGGUGACGGAGACAAGAUGGACAUCUCAUAAUAGAUUAUGGUUCCGCUUUGUCAACAUUGCAGCAACUGUACAAUAGACACAGGGCAGAGGGUUUUAGAUGAUAAGAAGAUUAAAGCCAUUACGAUAC
Fusarium graminearum PH-1 is the source of this 1072-nucleotide messenger RNA. RefSeq lists its product as uncharacterized. The transcript has 2 exons. The coding region runs from base 109 to 975 and encodes 288 amino acids. Gene Ontology annotation, molecular function: polyubiquitin modification-dependent protein binding. Gene Ontology annotation, biological process: proteasome-mediated ubiquitin-dependent protein catabolic process. Gene Ontology annotation, cellular component: cytosol; nucleus; proteasome regulatory particle, base subcomplex. The record is from RefSeq and is a predicted model, not a curated record. NCBI's taxonomy places the organism in Eukaryota, Fungi, Ascomycota, Sordariomycetes, Hypocreales, Nectriaceae.